GUUUUCUGUUCUGGAAAUGUUAACCGCUGUGCAGUGAUGCCAUGCCUGAAUAAUGGAAGUUGUACACACACAGACACACACAAAGGAUACAGUUGCAUAUGCCCAAAGGAGCCUGUUGCUUUCAUGGGGGAGAAGUGUGAAUUUCUUUAUGAUGCCUGCAGCUUUCAGCCAUGUUCCAAUGGUAGUACCUGUAACUCCACCCUGGGUACCAUGAACUACAGAUGUAUCUGCCCACCAGGGUUUUCAGGAACUGAUUGCACUGUAAAUAUAAACGAAUGUGAAAGUAACCCUUGCAAAGAUCUUAAUGCUGAAUGUGUUGAUAAAAUUAAUGAAUAUUCGUGCGUGUGCCAUGUAGGCUUUUCCGGACUGCCAUGCCAGCCAAAUGAAUUUAAUUGCAGCAGAGAACUAUGUGAAAACAAUGGCACAUGCACUGAAAUAAAUGGAAGUUCUACUUGCAAAUGUGAAGCUGGCUUCAGGGGAGACAGAUGUGAAUUAGAUAUUGAUGAAUGUAGCUCAUACCCAUGCCAAAAUGGAGCUAUCUGUAGAGAGGGGGUGAACCACUAUAGAUGUUUUUGUGUUCCAGGAUUUCAGGGCUACAACUGUGAAAUUGACAUCAAUGAAUGUGCAUCGAAACCUUGCAAAAAUGGAGGCACCUGUUUAAAUGAGAUGGACAUCUAUCAAUGUAUUUGUGCUGCUGGGUAUACAGGUACAAACUGUGAAACAGAAAUAAAUGAGUGUGAAUCGGAUCCAUGUCAGAAUGGAGGUACAUGCUUUGAUGGCACUGGAUUUUAUGAAUGUAUUUGCAGUCCUGGAUUUGAGGGGCUUAAUUGUGAGACAGAUAUCAAUGAAUGUGCCAGCCAGCCAUGCCAAAAUGGAGGAAUAUGCCAGGAUGAAACAAACAGGUAUACUUGUAACUGCAACGACACAGGCUUUGAGGGAAAAAACUGUGAGAUCGAUAUCCUUGAGUGUGCAUCCGAUCCUUGCGUUAAUAAUGCAACCUGCUUGGAAGGAGUCAAAAAUUACACCUGCCUUUGCUGGAAUGGUUAUAGGGGGCAACACUGUGAAGAUGAUGAAGAUGAAUGCAUCAGUCAUCCCUGCCAGAAUGGGGGGACAUGCUUUGAACGUUCUAAUCAGAGUUACUAUGGUAUUCUUCCUGAACUGCGAAAGUUUACCUACCUGACAGCAGCAGGAUACAUCUGUUACUGCCAGCCUGGAUUUACAGGUGACAACUGUGAGAUUAACAUUAAUGAAUGUGAAUCUGAACCCUGCAAACAUGGUGCCAUUUGUGAAGAUUUAGUUAAUGCAUUCCAGUGUUUUUGCCAACCAGGAUAUACAGGUGUGAUUUGUGAAAAUGAUAUCGAUGAAUGUGAAAAUAAUCCUUGUCAAAAUGGAGCCACAUGUGUAGAUCACAUUGCAGAUUAUUUUUGCAAAUGCCCACAAGCAGAUAUGAAUGAACUCAUUUGGGGUGGCAAAAAUUGCACUGUUGAACUUAUUGGAUGCCAGAGGCAUCACUGCCAAAAUGGAGCCUCCUGUGUGCCGACUUACACAGAAGGAAUCCAUGAUUAUACUUGUCACUGUACACAUGGAUUUUAUGGAGAGAAUUGCUCGACUCCAACUACAUUUUCAUUUAAUUCUGAAGGAUACCUCAUGCUUGAUUUGCCAUUUUAUGAUAUCACUACACCAGUUACUGACAUUUCGUUACGAUUUCGAACAACACUGCAAGAUAUGGUUAUUCUGUACUGUGGAAAUGAAAGUCAGUUCUUGUAUCUUGAACUCUUCAUGGGUUCCUUGCAUGCCAUGCUAGCAACUAAUGAAACCAUAUUUGAUCUUUCUUUGCCUGCAGGAAAGGUCAGUGAUGGUCAGUGGCAUAAGGUCUCUCUCACCCUGGGAAGGUCUUUUAAUUUGACUCUCUUGAAUGUAGACUGCCGUAGCAGAAUCUGUAGCAUUAGUACCCCCCUUUCUGAAAGUACUGUGUCCCUGGUCAGCACAUUUGCUACAGUCAUUGUUGGUGGUGCGGCCUUUGACUCAUUUUUCAACAAUACAAGGAGUAAAUUGAGGUAUACUGGGUGCCUUGAAGAUUUACGGAUCAACUUUGAAAUGGUACUGCCACAUCAUCUUACAGAAAGCCAAAACAAGGGGAUGACUUUAGGUUGUCACAAAACUGAAUGGUGCGAAAAGGAUCCAUGUUCUAGUAAAGGCGAGUGCAUUGAUCUAUGGACCACAUUUACCUGUAAGUGUUCAAGACCCUAUGAAGGCCCAGCUUGUUCUUAUGAAUACUUACCAGGAACAUUCAGCAAUGAGAACUCAACAGGUUUUGCUUCUUUCCAUAUUACCAACAACCCAGGAUCAGAGUUUACUGUUUCAUUUUUUAUCCGUACCCUCAAACCUGAUGGGCUAGUCCUCCAGAUCCGGAACAUGACCACAUCCUUUAUGUCAGUGUAUCUACAUAAUGGCACCAUUUGUUCCAAAACUCAUUCGGAUUUUACAAAUUCCGCCAUGUAUGUGGCUGAUGGCCUGAAACACUUUAUACAGAUAUCAGUCUUUCAUGGACUGGUUCAUUUUGGUCCUUUAAAAGAGACAAACACAACCAACAGUGUGAUCGCUGACAGUAUUAUGGCUGGAGAUAUUAUAUACAUGGGUGGCCUUCCCCAUGAAUUUGAAGAUGAUAUGCAUGGAGGAUUCUUUAAGGGCUGUCUUCAAGAUGUAAGGGUGAACAAUCACCGCAUGGUACUCUUUCCUUUCAAAGAUGAGAACUACAGCAUGCCACAUGAAUCGUACUCCUUGCUUAAUAUUACUGGGGUGAAACCAAGCUGCAUCAGUGAUGACACAUGUGCUUCUAGACCCUGCAGCAAUGGAGGCACAUGUACUGUGACGUGGAAUGAUUUCAACUGCAGUUGUCCAAUCAACUUUACCGGAAAGACAUGCAAUGAAAGAGUCUGGUGUGAAAGCAACCCAUGUCCAGAAGACAGUAAAUGCCAAAAUGUGCCUUUUGGAUAUGAAUGUUUAGCUAACGCUACAUUCAAUGGGAACAAUAUGCUUCAAUAUAAAUUCAAGGGGCCCAUAAGCAAAACUUUUGACAGUGUUUAUAUGGAGAUAAGAACACGUGACACAAAUUGCACUUUACUUUCAGUGAUGGAUGAUGUCUGGAUUGGCUUUCAGAAUAAUUAUCUACAAGCCAAGAUCACAGCUAGAAAUAGCGUAGAAAGCUUGCUACUACAAACCACAACAAGCUUAAAUGAUGGACGAUGGCACUCCAUCCUAGUGACCAAAGACAACCCUUCUAUGGACCUAUCAAAAUGGACUAUCAAAGUAGAUGGCAUCCUUGUAUAUACAAGUCCAGAUGUUGCAGGAAGACUGCAUUUCUCAGAAGACAGCAUUGUUCAAUUAGCUGAACAUUUCAGCGGCUGCUUUGGUCAGGUUGCAGUAGGUGAAAUUAUCCUACCAUUUAUUGAAGAACAUAUGCUUUCCCAACAAGAACAGUUUAUUAAACUCAGUGGAUCCCCUGCCCAGAAAGGGUGCUCAGGAGCUGAUGUCUGCUCUCCUAACCCUUGCUUUAACAGUGGAUUUUGUAAAGACUUGUUUAACGACUUCAGCUGCACUUGUAGAACUGGAUGGGAAGGUCGCCUCUGUAACCUUAACAUUGAUGAAUGCAACUCUAACCCAUGUUUGCAUGGUAGCUGCACUGAUUUAGUAGCAAAUUAUGAGUGUAAAUGUGACAAGGGCUACACUGGUAGGAACUGUGAAGUAAAUGCAGAUGACUGUUUGGAAAACCAGUGCAAAAAUGGAGCCACUUGCAUUGAUGAUAUAGGUGCAUAUAAAUGCAGCUGUACUGCAGGAUUCACGGGAUCAUUUUGUGAAUGGCCUUUCCCACCAGUACAAUGUGGCAUUGAUGUAAUCUGUUUAAAUGGAGGAACCUGCAUCGGAGAAUUCUGGGGAGCUAAUUGCACGUGUUUACCUGGUUUCACAGGGGAAAGGUGUGAGAGUAAUAUAAAUGAGUGCGACUCCAAUCCUUGUCACAACGAAGGAACAUGUCAGGACCUUGUGAACAAGUACAAAUGUGUUUGUGCAGCUACUUUCAGUGGACCGAACUGUGAUGUGGACAAGGCAACACAAGCAAGCCAAGUUCCAUUUAUUGCAGUCGCUGUCCCUGUAGUCUGCGGCUGUUUCCUUGUUCUUGUCAUUGGUAUCAUUUUCAUGGUUCUUACUGCACGAAAGAAGCGCCAGUCAGAAGGGACCUACAGCCCAAGUCAACAAGAGGUCGCAGGUGCUCGCUUGGAAAUGGACAGCGUCCUUAAAGUUCCACCUGAAGAGCGUUUGAUAUAACUGACAGUUAUUUUAGAGCAAAAAGUGGUCUGUUUCUACAAAAGUUGUCUCAGAAACUGAGUAACAAGGGUUUACUUGAGUUCUGUUAAAAUACAUCAGGAUGUAUACCUGCUGGUUAUUGUGGAGCCAUCAAUUAUUACUGGCUACUGUUUAUAUAAUGUACCAAGGAAAAGAAAUACCUUGUCCACUAUGUAAUGAUAGCUUAUCAUUCAUGAAUGAUUGGAGCAAGGACUUAAAAUUGCUCAGUAAACUAUGUAUGACUCAGAAUGAGCAUCUAAGGUGCCUUCUUGCACAAAACUACUGGCCAAAAUUGUUGUUGGAUAGUUUACAUGCAUUCAGCAGCCACUGUCUUUGAUGGACAUUGGGGUCUGUGAUCCUGUUCUUUGGAAUUUAAGACCUGGUGAUUGUAGUGUUGUGACAUUUUUGACUUUUUACAAACAUUCCAUUUGGAAAAGGAUGUUGUCAGUUAACUGGCUUUGUUCAUGCGUUCAGAAACUUAGAAUAAAAAUGUGACAACUCAGA
Molecule: messenger RNA, 4845 nt
Organism: Protopterus annectens (West African lungfish)
Lineage: Eukaryota; Metazoa; Chordata; Ceratodontiformes; Protopteridae
Product: protein crumbs homolog 1-like
Exons: 12
Coding region: 37-4323 (1428 amino acids)
Biological process (GO): establishment or maintenance of epithelial cell apical/basal polarity; heterophilic cell-cell adhesion
Cellular component (GO): plasma membrane; protein-containing complex
Molecular function (GO): calcium ion binding
Source: RefSeq, a predicted model, not a curated record